CUCAGCGGCCGGAUGUUCCGGGAACAGACCGACGCAAGCGGAGAAUCCUGGGUUUGAAUCUGCUUGUAUCACUAAAUAAAGCACUGUUUGCUGAAGGGGGAAGGCGUUUGGAUUGCAUGUGAGGACAGGAGUCAGCUGAGCCAGCCAUGGCGAACAAGGCAGAAGACGUUGAAAAUAAUGUGGACCACCAAGAGUCCAGUCCAGCCCCAGAGCCCCUCCAGCAACAACAGGACGCUAUGGGAACCAGAGUGCGGUCCAGGAGAGGCUCAGGGCCCGGAGGAGGAGGUGGUGGUGGCAGUGGAAGCAGCCCAGAGCAGAACGGGCAGCCCCCCGCCUCUCGUCCUGCUCGAGUGGUGGAGAACGAGGAGGAUGAGGAUGAAGAGAUGACCCUUAAAUAUGGGGCCAAGCACGUCAUCAUGCUCUUUGUUCCUGUGACGCUCUGCAUGGUGGUGGUUGUGGCGACCAUAAAGUCUGUCAGUUUCUACACCCAGAAUGACGGACAGAGACUGAUCUACACGCCGUUCCCUGAAGAAACGGAUACAGUCGCCCAGCGAGCCGUCAACUCCAUCCUGAACGCCACCAUCAUGAUUACCGUCAUCAUCGUUAUGACACUGGUGCUGGUGCUCUUAUACAAGUACCGCUGCUACAAGGUGAUCCAAGGCUGGCUCUUCCUCUCCUCCCUUCUCUUGCUCUUCUUCUUUUCCUACAUCUACCUCAAAGAGGUUUUCAAAACCUACAAUGUGGCCAUGGACUACUUCACCCUGGCGUUGAUCAUUUGGAACUUUGGAGUGGUGGGCAUGAUAUGCAUUCACUGGAAGGGGCCUCUGCGGCUCCAGCAGGCCUACCUCAUCAUGAUCAGUGCCCUGAUGGCCCUGGUGUUCAUCAAGUACCUGCCAGAGUGGACGGCCUGGCUCAUAUUAGCCGUCAUAUCUGUCUACGAUCUGUUGGCGGUGCUCUGUCCUAAAGGGCCUCUGAGGAUCCUUGUUGAGACGGCCCAGGAGAGAAACGAGCCCAUCUUUCCAGCUCUUAUCUACUCUUCUACGAUGGUGUGGCUGGUGAACAUGGCAGACUCUGACGGGCCAAAGAAGAACUCUUCAGCAGCAGGAUCAGCCCAACAGGAGACACCAGAAGUAGCUGUGGCGUCUCCAGCGCCUUUGAGUCCGUCCCAGGAUAACGGCGGCUUCACGUCCUCCUGGGUCAGACAGCAGCAGCACCAGCUGGGCCCGCUUCAGUCCACUGACGAGACCAGACGAGAGAUCCAACAGAUGCCGUCUGCCCGUCCCCCAGUUGAAGACGACGAUGAGGAGAGGGGCGUGAAGCUGGGGCUGGGAGACUUCAUCUUCUACAGCAUGCUGGUGGGGAAGGCCUCGGCCACAGCUGGCGGCGACUGGAACACCACGCUCGCCUGCUUCGUAGCCAUCCUCAUCGGCUUAUGUCUGACCCUCCUCCUCCUCGCCAUCUUUAAGAAAGCUCUGCCCGCCCUCCCCAUCUCCAUUUUCUUCGGUUUGGUCUUUUACUUCGCCACAGGUAACUUGGUUCGUCCCUUCAUGGAUGAGCUGGCGCUACACCAGUUCUACAUUUAGCAGGAACUUGCCCUGAUGCUCACCUUCACAGUCCCUUCAUGGCUGCGGCGUCCCCCCCUCGGAACGCCAGGACACGAAUCGUUUUAUUUUCUGGCACAAGGAGAGUGUUCCUCACAGCAACUGUUCUUACAGCUUUUAUUUUCCUUUUCAACCAAGAAGUGACGUUUGUCACUCGGCGUGGACUCUGCCUGCAGCUCCAUCCAGACUGAGCGGGAACACUUCCUCAGAGACCUUCAGAUCUGGGAGCUUCCUGUUCAAACCAGUUCUCUCUGAUGGGGGCUUGGACAAACACAUCAACCGUUGACCAUUAGACUCCAGUGUUGCUAAUUUAUUUUUGUUUUUCCAGGACGUUUUCACUUUAUUCAAGCUAGU
This is a messenger RNA of Nematolebias whitei (Rio pearlfish), 1955 nucleotides long. RefSeq names its product presenilin 1 (gene psen1). Gene Ontology annotation, biological process: amyloid-beta metabolic process; membrane protein ectodomain proteolysis; Notch receptor processing. Bases 147 to 1583 code for a protein of 478 amino acids. The record is from RefSeq and is a predicted model, not a curated record. Lineage: Eukaryota; Metazoa; Chordata; Actinopteri; Cyprinodontiformes; Rivulidae. Gene Ontology annotation, molecular function: cadherin binding; beta-catenin binding; aspartic endopeptidase activity, intramembrane cleaving. Gene Ontology annotation, cellular component: ciliary rootlet; Z disc; neuromuscular junction. The transcript has 11 exons.